AUGGGUAAACUUACCAUACUUCUCUUAUUUGCUCUAAUAUACUCUUCAAUUGCUGGCCCUCGAUUCGAUUGUCUUCCUGAACCAAAUGGAAAUCAAGGGGCUUGUGAAGCAAGAGGAUGCAUCUGGAAAGAAGAUGAUUCUGGAAAGAAUGCUCCAUGGUGUUAUUUUAAAGACGGUGUUGGAUACAAACUAGAUUCACAACAAGGAACAACAUACAAUCUGAGAAAGAACAGUGGUCCAUCGAAUCCAUGGGGAGCUGAUUCAACCGAAAUUAAACUGACAACGAAAACAAUUGGAAGUGUUCUGAACGUGAAGAUUGGAAUCGAUGGAAGAUACGAACCUCCAGUUGAUUUUCCAAGAGAAACUCAAUCCUCUGAUGAAUCUUUGGUCCUCUCGACAUCCAGUUCAAAUGAUAUCUUCUCAUUCUCUGUUGUCCGUCAAAGUUCGAAUAGAAAACUAUUCGAUACUUCAAUUGGAGGUCUUAUAUUUUCUGAUCAGUUUAUUCAAAUCGCCACGUAUCUUCCAAGUGAAAACAUGUAUGGAUGGGGAGAGAAUACUCAUCAAAGUUUGAGACACGAUUUCACAAAAUACUUGACCUGGGCUAUGCUGGCUCGUGACCAACCUCCAAACUCUGGUAGUUUGGACACAAUGAAUCUUUAUGGAGUUCACCCAUAUUAUAUGAUUCUGGAGCCAGAUGGAAAAGCUCACGGAGUUUUAAUUAUCAAUUCAAAUGCUCAAGAAGUGACAACUGCUCCAGGACCUUCAUUUAUUUAUAGAACAAUCGGUGGAAAUCUCGACAUGUAUUUCUUCCCCGGACCAACACCUGAAAUGGUCACUCAACAGUAUUUGAAAUUCAUCGGAAAACCAUUCCUUCCUGCUUACUGGGCAUUGGGAUAUCAGUUGUCUAGAUACGGAUAUAAGGGUCUGAAUGAAAUGAAAACGAGAAUUCAGGCGGUUAGAGAUGCAGGAAUUCCAAUUGAUAUUGGAGUUGCUGACAUUGACUAUAUGCAAAGAUACAAGGAUUUCACAACUGGAGAUGAUUGGUCUGGAUUUGGUGAUUACGUGAAGACUAUGCAUUCAUGGGGAAUGAAACUGAUUCUUAUUUUUGAUCCAGCCAUUGAAGCAACUUAUCCAUCAUUCCAACGUGCGAUUGCUGCAAAUGCAAAGUUCAUCGAAUGGGAAUCUCAGUCUCAAGUUCAAACAUCCAUCCAAAACUUGUAUCCAAUGGCAAAAGACACCAAGAUCAUGUUGGGAGUUGUCUGGCCAGAUAACCACGUGGCAUUCCCUGAUUUCUUAGAUUCUACAAAUAAUACUCAAAACUGGUGGAUCAAUGAGUUUGUCACGUAUCAAUCUCAAGUUGCAUUCGACGGAAUUUGGAUCGAUAUGAAUGAACCAUCGAAUUUCGGAACGAAUCAAGCUCAUCCAUGGUAUUUUGAUAGUGAUGACCACCCGGAUGAUGCUCCAUUGUUCUGUCCAACAAAUGGAUCUAAUCUAUGGGAAAUGCCACCAUAUAAAACACGGGCGGUAUGGAGAUUCGGUGAUGCAAGUUCUGGAGCAUUCUUAUCUACGAACACAUUGUGUAUGCUCGCACAGCAGGACGGUGGAAAACAAAGAUUCUACAAUGUGAAGAAUCUUUAUGGAUUGACUGAAGCAAUUCAUACUCAAAGGGCGUUAUUCAAAGCAACUGGAAAGAGAGGAGCUGUUGUUUCAAGAUCAACAUAUCCAUCUGCUGGAAGGUAUGCUGGACAUUGGUUGGGAGAUAACACUGCGAGAUGGGAAGAUCUGAGAACUUCUGUUAUCGGUGCCCAAGAGUUCAAUCUUUUCGGAAUUCCAUAUGUCGGAAGUGAUGUAUGUGGUUUCAUUGGAACAACAACUGAGGAGUUAUGCUUGAGAUGGCAACAAAUGGGAGCAUUCCACUCUUUCUUCAGAAACCAUAACACAAUUGGAGCUCCAGCACAAGAUCCAGCUGUUUGGCCAUCUGUUUCAGCUGCAACAAAACAAGCGAAUCUUUUCAGAUAUCAAUACUUACCAUACUUAUUCAGUCUUCACUUCGCUGCUUCUCAAAAUGGAGGGUCCGUAAUCCGUCCAGUAUUUUUCGAAUUCCCAACAGAUGCUGAGACAUUCAAUCUUGGAUAUGAAUUCAUGUGGGGACCAAGAAUUUUGGUUGCUCCAGUUAUAUAUCAAGGAACAACAUCAGUUAAUGUGUAUCUGCCAACUGAUCAAUGGUAUUCCCUAUUUGAUUACAAAUAUGGAAGUGUCAUUUCACCUGGAUAUACUACUGUUCCAGCACCAACAACUUCCAGAAUUCCAGUCUUUGUUCGAGGAAUGAGUGUAAUCCCUCGUCAAACGCCAUCGACAACCACUACUGCAACUCGUCAAAAUCCAUUCGAGCUGUUGAUUGCUCCAUGUCAAAUGGGAAAAGGAUUGGGAACAUUAUAUUGGGAUGACGGAGAGACAAUUGUGAAUGAUUUCAAUUCUCAUGACUACCAUCAAUUCGAUUUUGUUUACAAUACAACAACGACUGGUGGUCUCCUAACAAUCAAUCACUCGAGAAAGAGCUCCACAAUCUCUCUCCCUACUCUUGAUAUCAUCGAAAUUUUCAACUAUCCAAAAGCUCCAAAUUUCCGUUCAUUCACAAUCAACGGAAAAGCAGUUAACAUCAAUGUUCAGAAAUCAACAUACUCAGGAAUCACAAAAACAUUGUACAUUUCUACAGUAGGUCUUAUCGAUUUAACAUCAUCUGAUUCUAUUGUACUGCAAUGGUCUAACGCUGGAAGCAGUGUUUUUGAUAUUUCGUCUGCUGUUGGACCUGAUGCAGGAAAAAUGAAAGCUUUGAACACAAACAGAUACGACGAGCUGUACUUUUGA
Caenorhabditis remanei is the source of this 2868-nucleotide messenger RNA. RefSeq lists its product as uncharacterized. Lineage: Eukaryota; Metazoa; Nematoda; Chromadorea; Rhabditida; Rhabditidae. Bases 1 to 2868 code for a protein of 955 amino acids. Gene Ontology annotation, molecular function: alpha-1,4-glucosidase activity; carbohydrate binding. The transcript has 11 exons. The record is from RefSeq and is a predicted model, not a curated record. Gene Ontology annotation, biological process: carbohydrate metabolic process.